This is a messenger RNA of Solanum dulcamara, 554 nucleotides long. Its product is annotated as seed biotin-containing protein SBP65-like. The record is from RefSeq and is a predicted model, not a curated record. The transcript has 2 exons. Bases 89 to 388 code for a protein of 99 amino acids. NCBI's taxonomy places the organism in Eukaryota, Viridiplantae, Streptophyta, Magnoliopsida, Solanales, Solanaceae.
AUAAUUACCAUUCGAAUCUUUCAAACAAAUAUCUGAGUUUCUCAACAACACACACAAAAAAAAAAAAGAGUGAAAAAUUAGUAACAAAAUGUCUUCAGAGGAAGUUGUUGCGGCCAAGGACGUUGCCAUUGACAAAGUUGUACAAGCCAAGGACGCUGUAAUUCAUGGUGUUCAGAUUGGAUCUGAGAAUGUUGCGGACAAGGCCGGAGUUGCAAAGGAGACUGCUCUCGAAAAGAGCAAGAAUGCAGCAGGGUAUGUCGGGCAGAAAAGCGUCGAGGCUAAAGACGCCACUAUUGAAGCAGGAAAAGGCGCGGUGGGAUAUGUAGGGGAAGCUCUGGUUGGAAUAGGGAAGGCCACAACCGAUUUUGCUACUGGUGGGAAGAAGUGAAAGAAAAGACAAGGUCCCUUCACAAUGAAAUAGUUGAAGUAUUAAUUAUUUGGUUAGUGAAAUAUGAGGGUUUACAUUUCCUAUAAUAAUGUAUUGCUGUGAAAAGCAACUUUAUUAGUUUGUAUUUUCUUGCUGCUAAAAGCAAGCAUUAUGUUUUAAACUUGUA